Messenger RNA from Desarmillaria tabescens, 2707 nucleotides. RefSeq lists its product as uncharacterized. Gene Ontology annotation, cellular component: nucleus. Gene Ontology annotation, biological process: mRNA 3'-end processing. The record is from RefSeq and is a predicted model, not a curated record. Gene Ontology annotation, molecular function: mRNA binding; protein binding. The transcript is spliced from 10 exons. NCBI's taxonomy places the organism in Eukaryota, Fungi, Basidiomycota, Agaricomycetes, Agaricales, Physalacriaceae. Bases 133 to 2619 code for a protein of 828 amino acids.
UGCAGGGACAGCACAGCCACCGGAAACGUCCGGUGUUGAUAUUAGGGUUAAGGUUACGGUCAACCGAUCUUGCCUUUUGCCCUCAUCAUCUGCUUUUUUUUCUUUGCAGUGCACAGCUGAAGUUUCUUCUGUAUGUCUCAAGAUGAAUAUGCUGGUGACAAGACCCAACCGAGCGAAGAGAUUAUCGCGGCUCUGAACAGUCCAGUCAAGACCGAGCCGUCGUCACAGAGCCUGCCACCGUUGUCCGAAUUCGAUUCCUUGCGUGCCCAAUUAGCGGAGAAACCACACAGUCCUGCUCUCUGGAAGAGACUUGUUGAGAUUGCUGAGCAAAGUGGAGAAACGGAGAAGAUAAAAAUCGCUUUCGAUUCGUUGCUAAAGCAAUAUCCAAACACAUCUGCGGCCCAAAUUUCGUACAUUAGCCACUACCUUGACAAUCCCAAGACUUUUGGCGAAGCUGAGGCGCUGUUCACGACUUUCUUGAAGCAUUCUCCUUCCGUGGACCUAUUUCGAUUUUAUCUAACCUAUGUCAGACGCGUACAUUCUGAUCCCACCAAACGAGAUCCCGCCAAACGAGAAGUCGUCAGGAAGGCGUACGAAUUUGCAUUGAAUCCGCCCCAUGGCGUCGGCCAGGACAAGGACGCAGGUGAUAUCUGGCACGAUUAUAUCCAGUUUUUGAGUGAGAGCGAGGCUACGGCGACAACUACCUGGGAUCAACAGCAAAACAUGGAUGCGCUACGCAAGGUCUAUCACCGUGCUGUUCAAAUACCACUCGACAACGUAGAGAAGCUUUGGCAAGACUUGGAAGCAUUCGAAAUGAAACUGAACAAGAUCACUGCAAAGAAGUUCAUGGCCGACCUUUCACCGGCACAUAUGCAAGCGCGAACAGUGUAUCGGCAGUUGAAUAACUAUGUAUCGACCUUGUACCCUCCUUCAACUGGCCGGCCAGAACUCUUUUUGCCCUCAUUGCCCUCGUUCGAUCCCGCAGAACGCUCUACAGUCGGCAAGUGGAAAGCGUACUUGAAAUGGGAAGAAAGCAAUCCUCUUGAAAUCGAAGACAAGGACAAGGCUCUAUUGAUCCUACGCGUACAGACUGUGUAUCGGAAGGCAGUCAUUAGAAUGCGAUACUUUCCUGAAAUUUGGUACAUGGCAUAUACGUGGACCAAGAGCAUCGGCAAGAAUGAAGAAGCAAUAUCCAUUCUCAAGAACGGGCGCGAAGCGAAUCCACUGAGCUUUCUCCUCACGUUUGCCUACGCAGAAGCACUCGAAGCCAACAAAAAAUAUGAUGAAGUCAAGGCUACCUUUGAUACCUUCCUCGCGAACUUGAGAACGGAUCUUGAAGCAGUUGAGCAGCAAGUCAAAUCCGCCAAUUCAUCCUUCAGUAGCGCCAACGGAGAUAUUCCUGGUGUACAGCCUCCGGCCAACGAAACAGGAAGUCAAUCAAAUAAUUAUUCCUUCAAUAGCCAGUCGUCUGAUGAGACGCCUCCAAAAUCGAGUGAACUUGCCGAGAAGCGGGCAGAGUACGGCUUAGUGUAUAUUUGUUACAUGCGGUUUUCGCGACGUUCGGAAGGUGUGCAUAAGUCUCGGCUUGUGUUUUCGGCGGCGAGGAAGGAUCGCUGGAUACCUUGGGAAGUAUACGAAGCAGCAGCGCUUAUGGAGUAUCAUUGCACCAAUGACAAGAGUAUCGCGAGUCGGAUCUUUGAAAAAGGUCUCAGCACCUUUGGCACCGAGAUUGAGUUCGUCAUACGUUAUCUGGCGUUUCUUAUCUCGAUAAAUGAUGAGAACAACGCACGAGCAUUGUUUGAGCGCGUCAUUGGUACUUUCCCUCCUGAAAAGGCCCGACCGCUCUGGGAACGCUGGGCUCGAUAUGAGUACCAGUACGCUGACCUCGAAGCUGCACUUAAACUUGAGAAAAGGAUGGCUGACGUUUAUCCCAACGAUCCUCCACUGAAGAGGUUUGCCCAACGGCACGUCUACCUGGGCGUCGAUGCUAUCGCUGCCCGAGACCUAGGAGUGGCUAUAGCUAAAAAGAGCACGUCGGCUCUGGGCCGAACCGAUACGAUUCAGAGUCUGCUCGCUCCGCCUCCCACUCCAGUGACAAGUGGCACCAAGAGACCACCAUCGCCCGAGCACCGAAAAUCUCGCGAUGAUAGAGGCAGCGACUAUGGUCCUUCGCACAAGCGCGCUCGUCCGAAUUCACCGCCAUUACGGUCAGAAAGAGAUCGAUGGGAAAGUUCUCGAGAUGGUCCUUCGUCCUCAAGAGGACGACGAUAUAGCCCGGCGCCGCCUUCGAGCAAAGAUCGCGAUCGUCCGCCUCUGCCACCACCACGAAGGCAAGACAAAGAAAAGGACAAAGAGGAAGAUAAACCAGUCACUCUUCCCCCAGUAAUAUCGUACUUCCUAGGCUCACUUCCCUCUGCUUCCGAGUUUGAUGGACCAGUUUUCCGUACUGAGGACUUGAUGAAUCUUUUCCGUAACGCUGUUAUUCCAAGCUCGAGUUCGUCUAGGGCAAGAUCUCCGCCUCCGCCGCCUGUCCCUCCUCGAGGAGGAGGUCGUCCGCCACCAGAUUAUAGCCCAUACCAAGGACCGGGUGGAGGAUCGAGAGGAGGAAGAAGGUACUAAUAAUGAUCGUAAUCAAUCACCACUUUGAUAUGCUUGCGAGUAAAAAAAUUUAUACCUGUUACAUGAUAUACAUACAUAAAAUACAAGA